AUGUCAGAUGGAACUUUGGUAGCAUUCGUCAAGGAAAUUGUCCCUCCACAAAACUCACAACGAGUUAAAGAUCCAAUCGUCCAAACUAUAGCAGCCAAUCCGCCCCUGUCUCAUGAUGUGCACAUUCAACCACCGGCAGGACAGAACCAGCCUACUGUCCCGGGCGCCAUCGACGAAGCAACAGAUGUGUCAGCGUGGUUCGAAGGCGCCACGUCAAAGGAGGAAUCGGACAAGGCUCUCGCGAUAAUGUCUUCGAAGAAAGGUUUGUUAGAAUUGAGUAACGGGGAUGUGAUCCACAACGGAAGGAUCUUAAGAGGAGGGGGUGCACAAAUGAAACAGUCAUUAGCGCCUUUAUCACCAGGUCUAACUAUAAUUCUAAAAGGACUUACUUCAUACAUCCAAUUGACUGUCUUCGAUGAAGAAUGGCUGGUAGCGGAUCAAAAGGCGUGGUCUUCAAGAACUACCAAAUCAGAUAAGAAGGAGUCAGGUGAAGCACGGAUUUAUGGAGGAGAAGCCCCAGUCGAAGAAUUAACUAUCGAUUACGAAGUGUGGGGAGAUUGUAUGGAACUUUUUUGUACUCACCUGGUAGCUUGCGGUUGGAGGCCCGUAGCAACAAAGUUUGAAGGUCACAUAGCAGUAGUGAAGAAGCUUCGUAAAGAUUUUGGUUGGAUGGUAGCGUUAAGGUACUGCAAGUUAGUUAGGCAAGGUGUAAUGAGGGAAACGGUUGACAAAUCGGUUGGGAACUAUGCCGAACUUCAAGAGAUCUUGUUAGCCGAGGCGAAGACGACCGCGGAAAGCUACAACAAACGUCAUUACAAGACAAAUCCUUAUGCGUCCGGGAAGCCAAAAGAAAAUAUCUGUCCAAUCACGAAUAAGCCGAAGAACUCGUCAGGAUCAAAUCAAACAACUUACCAUGCGAAAGAGAAUAGACAUGCAUCCUCAAGUGGCUACAAAGGUAACGGAAGAGGUAAAGGUGGAGGAUAUAAAGGACGAUUUGACGAUGGAAGGAAAAGAGAAGAUUGCUAUGGAGACCGGUAUGCUAGCCAUCGUGAUAAAAGCAGAAGCCCUGACCGAAGGGAUAGAAAUGGAAAACCUGUGAACGGGAAAAGAGCGUUAAGCCCAAAGGUGUCAAGUGGAGAGGUACCGUCAGAAAGAAGAGGCAGAUAUUGGCCAGAAACUCCCUCGUGUGAAAUGAACCUAUCAGUGUGGAAACAAGAGCUUCGAAGAUAUGGAAUAGAAGUAAAGUAUGAGCAUAUCCUAAAGGGAUAG
Molecule: messenger RNA, 1269 nt
Organism: Melampsora larici-populina 98AG31
Lineage: Eukaryota; Fungi; Basidiomycota; Pucciniomycetes; Pucciniales; Melampsoraceae
Exons: 3
Coding region: 1-1269 (422 amino acids)
Source: RefSeq, a predicted model, not a curated record